AUGGCCCUGGUUCUGCAGCUGCUGCUGCUCUCAGGAACUCAAGGGGACCCAGUGGCUUCCUUGAAGGGUCGUCCUGGGGACCGGGUGAAUCUCUCCUGCGUAGGAGUCGCGCACCCCAUCCGCUGGGCCUGGGCACCUAGCUUCCCAGCCUGUAAAGGCUUGUCCAAAGGACGCCGUCCGAUCCUGUGGGCCUCGUCCAGCGGGACCCCCACCGUGCCUCCUGCCCAGCCCUUCGCCGGCCGCCUACGCGUCCUGGACUCUGGCAUCCGGCGGCUGGAGCUGCUCCUGAGCGCGGGAGAUUCGGGCACCUUUUUCUGCAAGGGCCGCCAAGAGAACGAGAGCCGUACGGUGCUUCAUGUGCUGGAGGACGGGGCCGAUUGUAGGGCUACCGGGCCUUCUCAAAGAGCUCUCCCCUGCACCAGCUUCGACCAUCCUCUGGACUUGCUCUGUCCCCCCCACAUAGCUCCACUGGUGAAAGCCGAGCCGCAGAGGCCAGUAAUGGAGGAGGAACCCAAGCUCCCAGGAGACCCGGAAGAAGAGCCGAGCCUGCUUUAUGCCGACCUGGACCAUAUAGCCCUGAGAAGACCCCACCGCCAGUCCCCAGCCGUUCCUGCUGAUGCCUCCACCAUCUAUGCGGUUGUAGUUUGA
Orycteropus afer afer is the source of this 648-nucleotide messenger RNA. It is a transcript of the gene MPIG6B, whose product is annotated as megakaryocyte and platelet inhibitory receptor G6b. Gene Ontology annotation, cellular component: plasma membrane. The coding region runs from base 1 to 648 and encodes 215 amino acids. NCBI's taxonomy places the organism in Eukaryota, Metazoa, Chordata, Mammalia, Tubulidentata, Orycteropodidae. Gene Ontology annotation, biological process: megakaryocyte development; integrin-mediated signaling pathway; platelet formation. The transcript has 5 exons. The record is from RefSeq and is a predicted model, not a curated record.